AUGGCGGGACUGAUACACAACAACUUUCCGGUCUUCGACGGGAAAGACUACGAUGACUGGUGCGUGAAGAUGGAGGUCAUCUUAGGGUUUCAAGAAGUAGAUGAAGUGGUGAAGAAAGGACUUCAAGAACCCUUGGAAAAUGAUUCAAAAACGGUGAAGAAACAGUAUAAAGAGAAUUGGCGUCCUGAUUGCAAAACAAUGAUGCUGUUACACCAGUGCAUCUCUCCGGCUAUGUUUCAGAAAGUAUCGAAAGCUGCUACAGCCAAAGAAGUAUGGGAUAUCCUUCAAGAUGCGUUUGGCAACUCCGAGGUUAAAAAGGUACUCUUGCAGUCUCUCCAACGGCAGUAUGAGCUUUUUGGCAUGGGUGAGGAAGAAACAGUGACAGAUUAUGUAGGAAGGAUACAAGCUUUUGUCAAUGAUAUGAGAGCUUGCGGGAAAGUUGUAAAGGAUAGAAAGAUCAUCGAAAAGAUUCUACGCACGUUGACGCCACAGUAUGAUCAUAUUGUGAUCACCAUUGAGGAGUGCAAGGACUUGGAAACAUUGAAAAUUGAGGAGCUGCAGAACUCGCUCGUGGCACAUGAGCAGAGGUUGCUGGAAAGUAAAAAUGCAGAGAAAGCUGCAACGCAAGCAACGAGUCAGGCACUGCAGGAAAGAUCGAAACAAACCUUCAAGACUCGUGGCAGAGGUCGUGGGAGAUCGCGCGGCCGAGGUGGUCGCAACGGAGGAAGAAACUAG
Messenger RNA from Vigna radiata var. radiata (mung bean), 735 nucleotides. RefSeq lists its product as uncharacterized. The transcript has a single exon. The record is from RefSeq and is a predicted model, not a curated record. Lineage: Eukaryota; Viridiplantae; Streptophyta; Magnoliopsida; Fabales; Fabaceae. Bases 1 to 735 code for a protein of 244 amino acids.